Messenger RNA from Lucilia sericata (common green bottle fly), 3049 nucleotides. RefSeq names its product sodium/hydrogen exchanger 9B2 (gene Nha1). The record is from RefSeq and is a predicted model, not a curated record. Gene Ontology annotation, molecular function: antiporter activity. The transcript has 8 exons. The coding region runs from base 806 to 2878 and encodes 690 amino acids. Gene Ontology annotation, biological process: proton transmembrane transport. NCBI's taxonomy places the organism in Eukaryota, Metazoa, Arthropoda, Insecta, Diptera, Calliphoridae. Gene Ontology annotation, cellular component: membrane.
UGCUUAUUUAAGAAAAGAACGUUUAAUUGUUGUUGAGGUUGGGUGGUAGUGUUUGAUGUUGUUGUUGUUAUUAAAUGUGAGGGAGCUAAUUGAAAGUAAAAUUCAUAGCAACAACAACAAACCUAAUAUUGAAAUUAAAAAAAAGUAACAACAAGAAAUCUUAUUCACACACUUAAACAAAAAAAAAUUUCAAGUACUCGCACAAUCAAUCGAGUAAUCGAAACCUAUAAAGUCGGGUACAAUUUUUGACAAUCACUCAGUCUUCUCUUAGACGGGGACCCAAAUCGAGUAAAACAAAAGCAAAUAAAGAAACGAGUAUAAGGAAUAAAAGGAAUAAACCUUGUGCUAACACGCGUUAAAAAAAAAAGUUUUUAAGUGAGAAAAGCCCUAAAACAAAAUUAAAGAAAAAAAGUGACAAAUUUAUUUAAAGAAAAUUUGUUCAUAUUACGAAAAAAAAAAUAAUUCAAUUAAAAAUUGAAUUUAAACAACAAAUGCCCAAGUGUUUAAAUCAAAUAAUUUACUUAAAAAAAAGUUCAAUAAAAAAUUUUUGUUAAAAAAAAGAAAAUUUAAAAAUAAUAAUAUAAUUCAACAAAAAAUUAACUUUUUGAUUUAUAAAAACCAGACUGGUUUACAACAGUAAAUAUUAUUAAAAACUACAAAAACAACUACCACAACUUUAGCAGUCCUUAUAUAUACGGAAAAAAAUUUGUGCGACUUUAACCCAUUCAAAACCACACAACAAGUCAACGGAACUGUUUUUGCAUUGGCUUAACAUUAUAUAAAGGAUAUAAAGCAUCAUAAAAAUAUGAAUGAUAUUUCGGAAAAUAUACCAAAUGGUUCAACAGUACCGGGUGGUGGAGGCGGUGGCAGUGUCAGCAGUGGCACAGCCAGUACUGGUCUACCCACUGUCAAUGAUUUAAACACAAAUGGCACUUUUAAAAGUUCUAUUGUUAUCGAUAAUCAACCGAAGAGACGUGUUAGUAUUGCUUCAGAUCCUGCCGCUGAGGGUCGUCAUGUAGGCGGUUAUGAUAAUCCAGCGUUUGAACAAAAUCCUAGAAGGAAAAUAUCACAGACUUCAGUCCACUCACACACGGAAAUUGGUCCGGUUAGACGAAAAAGUAUAUUAAUAAAUGCCGUAGGCCAUGAUAAUGAAUCAGAUCAUGGUUCACAAUGUAGUUAUGACAACAGACCUUAUAGAAUUUCAGCAUUAGAUAAUCUACAUGCUAAAAUAUCACAACAACAGCAGUUGGCUACCAGCAAUAGUAUCGAAGAAUCCUGGUUGUACACGUUCUGUUUUAAAUGUCGUGGCGAAGAGAACACACCUUCCUGGGAACCACCACACUGGCAAAAAAUGUGUCCCUACCCCUUGUGUCCAUCAUUUAGACAAUUUGCCCGCAUUAUUGUACUCAUCUUAAUAGGUGUGCUAUUAUGGAUAACAGCAUAUGUAAUUAUAGGAGAAUCUGCUGCCCCUGGUGGUCAGCUGUUCGGUUUGGUAGUUUUGACAGUGGCAGCUAAUUUUGGUGGUUAUUUGAUAUCGCUAACAACGUUGCCGCGUUUGAUUGGUAUGUUGCUGGUCGGCAUAUUAUUUCAGAAUGUUGGCUGGACCAAUUUGGAGGGAGAUUUUUCAAUAGUUACUGCACAUUUGCGUAAAUUUGCUUUAACUAUUAUUUUAAUUCGAGCUGGUCUCGAAAUGGAACCCGAAGCUUUUAAGAAGGUCUACAAGACCAUUUUAAAGUUGGGUAUUAUUCCUUGGAUUUUGGAAUGUUGUGUGGUGGGUCUUACCACCCAUUUCUUACUCGAUUUACCCUGGGUAUGGGCUUUCCUUUUGGGUUCUAUCAUUGCCGCUGUCUCCCCCGCUGUAGUGGUACCUUGUCUCUUCCGUUUGCGUACGAAAGGCUAUGGUGUAGCCAAGGGUAUACCCACUUUAAUUAUUGCUGUAGCCGGUAUUGAUGAUGCCUUGUCUGUGGCCAUUUUCGGUAUUAUUAGCAGUGUUAUGUUUUCGGAUCGUGGUCUGGGUUAUCAAAUAUCUCAGGCGCCCGUUUGUAUUAUUGGUGGUUUGGCUUUUGGUGUCAUUUGGGGUUAUAUUGCUAGAUUUUUCCCCGAAAAAGGUGAUGCUUAUGUUGUACCUCUACGUACUAUUAUGUUAUUCUCGGGUGGUUUGGUGGCAAUUUAUGGCAGUGAUGAAAUCGGUUAUGAAGGUGCUGGUCCCUUGGCUGCCGUGUUUGCUGCUUUCGUUUCGAAUCUAUUUUGGUGUAAACAAGGCUGGGAAGUGGAAGAUAAUCCAGUGUCGACCGCUUUUGAAAUUUUCUGGAUGAUUUUCGAACCCAUACUAUUCGGUAUUACGGGUGCUACUAUUAAGAUUUCUGAACUCGAUCCCGAUAUUGUGUCCGUGGGCAUUGGUUGUAUUGCAAUCGGUGUUGUCUUGCGUAUCCUCUGUACAGCUGGCAUUGCUUUCGGAGAUAAGCUGAAUAUGAAAGAGAAAUUCUUUGUUGCUCUCUCUUGGAUGUCUAAGGCAACCGUACAGGCUGCCUUAGGACCCGUAGCCAUGAAACAUUUGGCUGCCGAUGCGCCUGAAACCGACAAACACUAUGCAUAUGUAGUGCAAACCAUAGCUGUUUUAUCUAUCGUACUAACUGCUCCCUUGGGAGCCAUAUUGAUCUCGGUGACCGGUACUAAACUGUUAACGAAAACUAAACAACCUCAAGUUGUAGAAGGUUGGCGCCGCAGUCACCGUCCUUCUAUACGUGAUAUUAGUAUCAUCGAUGAGGAGGAAGAACGUGAAGAUCCCGAAAUGCCAGAAGAUAAGGAGACAGCUGAUAAUACCCAAAGCAAUGCUCAUAUACCACCAACUCUAUCCUAUACUUAUAAUAAUAAAUAAUUUUAAACGGUUUUCGUUUCCUUCCAAAUUAUAUCAGUUUGUUUUUUGGUUUAAUUUUUUACUCUGUUUUCUUUUCUGUAAUGCUGUUGAUUGUUUUCUUUCUUAAGUGUUUAAUUAUUUAAGAUAUAAUUAUAGAACGAAAUGUAUAUGAGCAAAGAGCGAGAAAUUACG